Erigeron canadensis is the source of this 2492-nucleotide messenger RNA. Its product is annotated as putative pentatricopeptide repeat-containing protein At1g69350, mitochondrial. Lineage: Eukaryota; Viridiplantae; Streptophyta; Magnoliopsida; Asterales; Asteraceae. The coding region runs from base 80 to 2332 and encodes 750 amino acids. The record is from RefSeq and is a predicted model, not a curated record. Gene Ontology annotation, biological process: RNA modification. Gene Ontology annotation, molecular function: RNA binding; protein binding. The transcript has a single exon.
UUCAUAGCUACUUUCUGCUCAUUACAUGUACAACAAUUACUUUCAAAGUUGAUAGAUACAACAAAAACAUCUACCAAAAAUGACACAAUACAUGCCUAUAUUCAGAUCAUGUUGCACCAUAAAAACACUCACUCAACUUCAUGCCCAUCUAUUAGUAACAGGCCAACACACCAGCCAUCUUGCUUCAACCAAACUCAUUGAUUCAUAUGCCAAUUUUGGUUCCCUCAAUUCUGCAAAUCUUGUAUUCAAGUCAUUCCCUUAUACCCCUGAUUCUUUCAUGUAUGGCGUCCUCAUUAAACGUUACGUUUGGCACGGUUUUUACGAAAAGGCCCUUGCUUUAUACUGCAAUAUGCUGCAACAACUGACCCUUAUUAGCAGCUUCAUUUUUCCGUCUGUUUUACGCGCUUGUUCUGGUUUUGGUGAUCUGGGUCUUGGACAGAAUGUUCAUGGGAGGGUUAUCAAAUGUGGGUUUGAGUCGGAUCCUGUUGUUCAGACUUCGUUGCUGAAUAUGUAUGCGGAUGCGUCUUUUUUGAGUUACGCAUGUAAAGUGUUUGAUGAAAUGCCUCAACGAGAUGUUGUGUCUUGGAGUUCUGUUAUUUCAAUGCAUGUUCGUAAUGGGGAAGCUAGUCAUGGGUUGAGAUUGUUUAGGGAGAUGGUGGGAGACGGGUAUGAACCGGAUUAUGUGACUUUGCUUAGUGUGGCUGAAGUAUGCGGUGAGCUGGGUUUGGGGAUGCAAGCGAAGUCGGUUCAUGGUUAUGUAGUGAUGAGAAAGAUUGAAAGCAGUGAUUUUAGUAUGUUGAAUAACUCUCUUAUUACAAUGUAUGGAAAAUGUGGAGAUUUAUAUAGUGCUCGGUGUCUUUUUAAUCGUGUUACUAGUCAUUGUACGUCAUCAUGGACCGCUAUGAUUACGUGCUACAAUCACAAUGGUUACUACCAUGAAGCAUUAGACCUUUUCAGUAAAAUGCAAGAAUCUAAAGCAGAACCAAAUGCAAUCACUAUGAUGGGCAUUCUUUGUUCUUGUGCUAGACUAAGUUGUUUAAAACAAGGCAAAUCAAUUCAUGGUGCCGUUAUCAGGAAACACCUUGACCCUGAUAAUGAUAUACUGGGGCCCACGCUGGUGGGGUUGUAUGCUAGCUGCGGAAAGUUGACUACUUGCCACAAUAUAUUUGAUAUAGCUAGGGAUCAACAUGUAAUUACAUGGAAUAUGCUCAUAUCAGGUUAUAACCGAGAGGGAAUGUCAGAAGAGGCAUUGAAUCUAUUUAAACAAAUGCUGUCACACACGAUAUCACCAGACCAAUUCACAGUAGCAAGUGUUGUUUCAGCCAGCGGAAACAUAGGUUUCUUUAAUCUUGGAAAUCAGAUUCAUAGCUAUGUUACUAAAGUAGGGGUUUUGAAUGAAUUUGUUCUGAAUUCAUUAAUUGAUAUGUAUGCUAAAUUGGGCUAUGUAGAUGCAGCAAAUAGCUUGUUUAGCAGCCAGCAUAUUAAGAGUGUAGUAACUUGGAAUUCUAUGAUGUGGGGGUUUUGUAAUAAUGGUAACUCUGUUGAGGCCAUGAAUCUAUUCGACCAGAUGUACGCGAAUGGUCAAGAAAUGGAUGAUGUAACUUUUUUGAGUGCAAUUCAAGCUUGUUCGGAUUUAAGAGAUCUUGCAAAGGGAAAAUGGAUUCAUCACAAGCUCAUCACACAUGGUAUCAUGAAGGAUACAUAUGUGUACACAGCUUUACUUGACAUGUAUGCCAAAUGUGGUGAACUAUGGAUGGCUGAAACCGUUUUUGACAUCAUGCCACUCAAGAGUGUCGUGUCAUGGAGUGCCAUGAUUGAUGCUUAUGGGAUGCAUGGUUUGGUUGAUAUGGCUAUCUCAGUUUUUGAUAAUAUGCUAGAAUCUAAGAUGAAACCGAAUGAAAUUACCUAUAUGAACAUCCUAUCUGCUUGUAGUCAUGCUGGAUAUGUUGAAAAGGGCAAGCAUUAUUUCGACUCAAUGAAGAAGGAUUUUGGGAUUGAACCUAAAUUAGAACAUUUUUCUUGCUUGAUUGAUCUUCUGAGCCGAGCUGGUCAUCUUGAUGAUGCAUAUGAUACUGUAAUUUCCAUGCCAUUUCCACCCAAUUCUGGCAUAUGGGGUUCUUUGCUGAGUGGUUGUCGGAUUCACAGGAGACUAGAUAUGAUCAAAUUGAUUCAAGAAAAUAUUGAAAAGAUUGAUGACACGGGAUAUUACACUCUGUUGUCUAAUAUAUCUGCUGAAGGAGAAGACUGGAAACAAUUUCAGACUGUGAGAUCAAUGAUGAAAACUACAGGUCUCAGAAAAGUUGAGGGAUGCAGCACCGUUCAGACGAGAUGAUGAGUUAUGAAGUUAUACGGCACAUAUAUCCUUGCUGACUAGGCCCAGGCUACUUACUCAAGUCUCUAUGCUUCAUCAAACUCCCUUUAUAUAAAACCUGACUCCAUCUUCCAUCUGAAGUAUACAUAAUCGACAAGAGCACAUAACAGGAAUAAUGAGG